Molecule: messenger RNA, 2815 nt
Organism: Lucilia sericata (common green bottle fly)
Lineage: Eukaryota; Metazoa; Arthropoda; Insecta; Diptera; Calliphoridae
Product: echinoderm microtubule-associated protein-like CG42247
Biological process (GO): microtubule cytoskeleton organization; intracellular signal transduction
Cellular component (GO): mitotic spindle
Molecular function (GO): microtubule binding
Source: RefSeq, a predicted model, not a curated record
UUUCGUUUUGAUGGUAAUUUGUUUGUUUAAAAUUUUAAAUUAAUUAGUUAAUAUUUGUGUGAUUUUAAUAAAUUUAGUAUCAAAAUGAAGCUAAAUAAAUAAGGAAUACAAUUAUCUAAAAAUAUAAUAGUAAAGUAUUCAUUUUAGUAGAGAAAAUUGUCGGCAAACUUUUAAAGCCAAGAUGGCGUCAUUUCGGUGAUAAAUGAUGGAAAUAUUCUUUAUUUCUGUGUAAACUAGAAAAAUGUUUGUGGAUGCUGAGGCAGUGUUUAUGUAUAUUGGAGAAAUUGUUGGAAAAUAUGAAGAAAUUAAUGAAGGAGCUAAUAUUAUUCCUGCGAGUUACGGUAAAAAGAACGGCAUGUGGUAUGCUUCACCGGGCAAUCAGGGCUGGGGCUCAAAACCUGCCAGUCGUAAGCCAUCAAUAAUGGAAGCGGAUUUGGGUACAUUAUCAACCACAUCGGGCUCGAUAAAACGUAGCGCCGGACGUGUGAUACGUAUUAUCAAUAAUUUGGAUCAUUCCGUGCAGUGUCGUGUUUUACUCAAUCUACGCACUUCUCAGCCAUUUGAAGAAGUACUGGAAGAUUUGGGUCAAGUACUGAAAAUUAAUGGCGCCAAGAAAAUGUAUACGGGCACAGGACAAGAGGUACGCAGUUUCUCCCAAUUGCGCAAUGAAUUUGCCGAUGUGGAUACUUUUUAUUUGGCCACUGGUACUGCUCUAAUUGCCGGCUCUCCUAUAAGACGUUCAAGGUCCAGGCCCUCGGUAAUGGCGGCCGCUCCUAUUUUACCAACAGAAGAUCUUCCAAAGGUUCCUUUACGUGGUGCUAGACCACGCAGUAAAAGUCGUCCUCGCAUAUUAUAUGCUCCUGAAAGUGAAAUAUUACGCACAAAUGGUGAAUACACCAUGUUGGAUAUGAUGAAAGAGGAUCCCACCAAAGUGACUAUAAGGGGUCUACGAAGAACAUUCUAUCCACCAGCACAUCAUGCACCAGCUGAUAAUACACCACCAGAUAAGAAACUACAAUUACAGUGGGUUCAUGGCUAUCGCGGCAUAGAUGCCCGUCGCAAUUUAUGGGUUUUACCUUCAGGCGAACUUUUAUAUUAUGUGGCCGCAGUGGCAGUUUUACUAGAUCGUGACGAAGAUGCCCAGCGCCAUUAUACCGGACAUACAGAAGAUAUUAUGUGCAUGGACGUUCAUCCUUCCCGUGAACUGGUGGCAUCGGGUCAAAAAGCCGGUCGAGAUCGUAAAUCGCAAGCUCAUGUACGUAUAUGGAGUACAGAAUCUUUGCAAACUUUAUAUGUUUUCGGAAUGGGAGAGUUAGAUACGGGAGUAACAGCAGUAGCCUUUUCGCAAUUAAAUGGAGGCAGUUAUAUUUUGGCAGUAGACAGUGGGCGUGAAAGUAUACUCUCGGUAUGGCAGUGGCAAUGGGGACAUCUAUUGGGCAAAGUGGCGACCUUACAAGAGGGCCUUUCUGGUGCUGCCUUUCAUCCUCUCGAUGAUAAUCUUAUAAUUACUCAUGGUCGCGGUCAUUUGGCCUUCUGGCAUCGUCGUAAAGAUGGUUUCUUUGAACGUACCGAUAUUGUUAAGCAGCCCUCACGAUCUCAUGUCACUAGUGUACAAUUUGAACCGGAUGGUGAUGUUAUAACAGCAGACUCGGAUGGUUUUAUUACCAUCUACUCGGUGGACUCGGAUGGUGCCUAUUUUGUGCGCACCGAAUUUGAGGCUCAUACCAAGGGUAUUGGCUGUCUGAUAAUGCUGGGCGAGGGCACUUUGCUGUCGGGUGGUGAGAAGGAUAGAAAGAUAGCUGCCUGGGAUUCUUUGCAGAAUUAUAAGAAAAUAGCAGAUACUAAGCUACCCGAAUCCGCUGGCGGAGUACGCACUAUAUAUCCCCAACGUCCUGGGCGCAAUGAUGGCAAUAUCUAUGUGGGCACCACCCGCAAUAACAUUUUGGAGGGUUCUCUCCAAAGACGUUUUACACAAGUUGUUUUUGGUCAUGGCCGCCAGCUGUGGGGUUUGGCUGCCCAUCCCGAGGAUGAUUUAUAUGCUACCGCGGGUCAUGAUAAACAUAUUGCUCUGUGGCGCAAGAGUAAACUUAUAUGGACCAUACAGACGGGCUAUGAAUGUGUCUCUUUGGCAUUUCAUCCCUUUGGUACGGCCCUGGCUGCUGGCAGCACUGAGGGUCAUUUGUUAGUUAUUAAUUGUGAGAAUGGCGCGGUGAUGCUGACGCUGAGAGUGUGUGGUUCGCCUAUUAAUUGUGUGGCCUUUAAUCAGGUUGGCGAUAUGAUUGCCAUGGGUUCCCAAAAUGGCAGCAUUUAUUUAUUCCGUGUUUCGCGCGAUGGUUUCUCCUACAAAAAGGUCAACAAAAUACGCGGUUCCCAACCACUCACCCAUUUAGAUUGGAGCAUGGAUGGCAAUUUUGUACAGACAGUAACCAUAGAUUUUGAUUUCUUUCUGGGAUGCCAAUCCCUUAGUCCCGAACGUAGUCCCAUAGCGAUGAAAGAUGUCAAAUGGUUGACAAGUAAUUGUACGGUGGGCUUCCUAGUGGCCGGACAAUGGAGUAAUCGUUAUUACAGUAAUAGCAAUACUAUAAUAGCCACCUGUAGUCGUUCGGCGGCACAGGAUAUGUUGGUUUCUGGCGAUGCUGAUGGUUAUAUACGUUUAUUUAGAUAUCCUUGCAUAAGUCCUCGUGCUGAAUUCCACGAGGCCAAAGUCUAUUCGGGCAUGGUGGCCUGUGCUCGUUUCUUGUUUGGUGAUCAAACUAUUGUUACUGUGGGUGGCACCGAUGCCUCUUUGAUGGUUUGGGAUUUGGUUGAAGAAUAG